Angiostrongylus costaricensis is the source of this 2088-nucleotide messenger RNA. The record is from the annotation of a GenBank genome assembly. Lineage: Eukaryota; Metazoa; Nematoda; Chromadorea; Rhabditida; Metastrongylidae.
AUGGCCUUUCCGACGUUGCCAACUCUAACUAGCAAAAACGACUCGCCACCGCUGUUAGAGAGAAACAGAGUAAGUCGCUGCGUCGACCAGCAUGAUCUCUGCAAGUUCUGGGGUUCCAUCGGAGAAUGCCAGGCAAACAAGGAAUGGAUGGAAGACCAUUGCCCUGUUUCCUGUGAUGUGUGCAACGGCACGAUGGCGUGCGUCGACCGGCACCGGCUGUGCAGUUUCUGGUCGGCGAUCCGGGAGUGCGAGACGAACGCUGUCUGGAUGCUGGCGAACUGUGCGCGAGCGUGCAAGGCUUGUAAAGGCAGAACAGUCGGUAUCACUGGAGGAUCUGGGAAGGACGGUGUAUUUCGUGAAGAAGACUGCACAUUCGUCACUACUCACGAAGGGAAGGCUUACACUUCCCAUCGCAAAACACUUUCUAUCAAUGACGUUAGAAACAGCAAUGCAAACUUCAAUUGUGCACCAACUCAGCAAUCUCCCAACUGCAACAGAAACCUCUGCUACCAUUUGAGAUUUCGAACGUUUGAUGGCACAUGUAACAAUCUGAACCGUCCCUUGGCUGGAUCAGCAUUUAGUGCUUUGGUGAGGCUCAAGACACCGAUGUACGAUAACGGUCUUAACGCUCCGACGUCGUCAUUCACUCGGACACGCCCAUCCUCCCGUGACGCGUCACGUCUGCUGCUCUCUUCCCCAGCACAGAUCCCACACCAUUCUAAUGCGCUCCUGAUGCAAUGGGGUCAAUUCAUUGCUCACGACAUGUCCAAGACCACCAUGCUGAACAACCAGGAGUGCGCCGCGUGCACUUCGAACCAAGGCCGAUGCUUUUCCGUCUUUCUUUCCAGGGCAGAUCCGACGUUUGGACGAUUCAUGUGCCUACCUGUUGCUCGGUCAACCCCGGUCUGUGGAACUGGUCAGAGCAACAUCCGUGAGCAGUUUAAUGAAAACACCGCCUUCGUCGACGGAUCUAUGAUCUAUGGCAGCAGCGAUCGUGAUCAGUUUCUCUUCCGACGUGGCGCCUUUCUGAAGACGAAACUCGUCAAAAACAGGGUGUUUCCACCAAUCGAUACGAAUAUGAACGUAGUGGCUGGUGACGACAGGGCAAAUAUUUUUGUCGGUUUGGCAGCUCUUCACACCUUGUUCGUUCGUGAACACAACAAAAUUGCCUCCACACUGCAACAGGUGAAUCCUCAUUGGGAUCAGGAGCGAAUAUUCCACGAAACGAGGAAGAUCAUUGGCGCUAUCAUACAGAAGAUAACCUACUAUGAGUAUUUACCACGUGUUCUUGGAGAAGAAUUUGAGCGGCGAAUUGGUGAUUAUACUGGCUAUGACAAGAAUACUGAUCCCUCAGUGGCAAACGAAUUCACCAGCUGUGCCUUCCGAUUCGGUCACGGCAUGAUUCAGGAGUUCUAUCCGUUCUUGGAUGAGAAAUUUCAAAAUGUUGGUGGAAUCCCGUUCAACGAUGGCAUGUUCAAGAGCAUUCACAUUCUUAAUAAUGGUAUCGACCCAUUGCUUCGUGGUUUUAUCACGCUUCCGGCCAAAAUGCCUCAACGACUCACACCUGCGGUUACUGAGAGGAUCUUUGGAAAUUCUGAUCUUGGAUCGAUCAACAUCCAAAGAGGAAGGGACCAUGGCGUGCCAGCGUUUACACGUUGGAGAACAUUCUGCGGUUUGCCCGAAAUCAAAGAGUUCGACGACCUCAACAAAACAAUCACAAAUAAGGUUGUCAUCGAAAACCUUCGGGUUAUGUAUAAACAUGUAGAUGCUAUUGACAUGUACGUGGGCUCCUUGUUGGAGGACCCAGUGAAAGAUUCUCUAGUAGGUCCUACACUGGCCUGCGUCAUCGGCGAGCAGUUUAAACGCAGUAGGAAUGGAGAUAGGUUUUACUUCGAGAAUGAGAAGGUGUUCACAUUGGAUCAGCUGCAUCAAAUUCGUAAGAUCACCAUAGCGCGGGUUCUAUGCGAUUCUGGCGAGAACUUCGCGUUCGUCCCACGUCGUGCGUUCAACGUCUUCAAACCGUCCAGAGACUCACUCAUGCGGUCAGUACAGUUCCAGCUGCAUGACAUUAAAUUGAUAACGUCUUGA